Molecule: messenger RNA, 1715 nt
Organism: Suillus clintonianus
Lineage: Eukaryota; Fungi; Basidiomycota; Agaricomycetes; Boletales; Suillaceae
Product: glycoside hydrolase family 16 protein
Exons: 5
Coding region: 441-1460 (339 amino acids)
Biological process (GO): glucan catabolic process
Molecular function (GO): hydrolase activity, hydrolyzing O-glycosyl compounds
Source: RefSeq, a predicted model, not a curated record
CUGCUCUAACACCGGAGCUUUAAAUCAGUCUUCAGCACUUCAGUUUCCAGCCACAUCAACAUAUGGGUGCGUGUGCAUCGCCUCUGAUUUACGGUAUUUCCAUUGCACGCUUUGAAGCUGCAAACAUUGACAAGAGGGAUUGACUAGCCGGUUCUAGAAUACAAAGCGUGGUGGUUGAAUUGAGGACAAAAGGACUACUAAGCCUAAUCAGGGCCCCGAUAUUAUAAGGUCGCCUAGUGUGGCCGAUGUAAUUCCAAGGCAAUGAUCAAAGUGCGUGUGGUAGCUAGCCGCAGCAACGAGGUUCGUGUUCCAAUGCCUUGAAACACAAUAAAACCACAACGUUCCAUCAACGUUGCAUUCUUUCACUCCCUUCUCUUUCACUGCUCAGUUUCAAUCCUUUCUUUUAAUUCGUUGGACGACUUACUCUCCUUUGCCUCACGAUGCACUCUCUCUCUAAGCUCUUUCUGGCGGCUCUCUCAUUGACCACCCUGGCUGGUGCUCACCAACAGUCGCGCGCGCACUCGCGUCACCGUACUACUGUCCGUAGACAGUCCACUAACAAAAUUUACAAGAUCCAAGACCUCUAUCAAGGCGAAGAUUUCUUCAAUGAUUGGAAUUACUUCACUGGUUCGGACCCCACUGGUGGAAAUGUCAACUACCUAAGCAAAUCGGACGCACAAUCGAAGGGACUUGCAUAUGUCAAUGACUGCGACAACUCGACUGUCCUUGCAGUUGAUUCGACCAGCACCGUUGCUGCCGGCGGCAAGCGUGACUCUGUUCGUAUCACAUCUCAGAAGAGCUACAACGGUGGUCUCUUUGUCAUUGACGCCUCGAAUAUGCCUGUCGGCUGUUCUACGUGGCCCAGUUUCUGGACCGUUGGCCCGAACUGGCCCUCGGCGGGGGAAAUCGACAUUAUCGAGGGUGUGAAUGACCAGACGACAAACCAAAUGACCCUUCAUAGUGGCACGAGCCAAAGUUGUACUAUCGGAAAGUCAAAUAGUAGUACCGAUCAGUUUACUGGCCAGGUCCUCGGAACCAGUUGUUACAGCACCGAGAACGCGGAUGCAGGCUGCAGUGUCGAGGACACAGACACAAGCUCUUUUGGAUAUGGCUUCAAUAAUGCCGAUGGUGGUGUCUUUGCACUUCUAUGGGAUAACUCCACUGGCAUGUCGAUGUGGCACUUCGCUCGUGCUGACAUACCUGCGGAUCUUACGGCCCAAAUGCCGAACCCUUCCACUUGGGGUACUCCAGCUGGUUUCUGGUCUUCGCAAAGUUGCGACAUAUCGGCCAACUUCUACGACCACCAGAUGGUCGUCGACACUACUAUCUGCGGCAACUGGGCAGGUGGUAGCGCCUACUCCAGUUCUGGAUGCCCAGGCAAGUGCACUGAUAUGGUUGCCAAUGCUACUAACUACGUUGAUGCUCAAUGGGUUAUCAAUUACAUUGCCGUCUUCCAGUGAACAUUCCCCUCAUACCUUCAUUAUUUGCAUUGCAUUGCAUCACAUCAUAUCUGCAUCAUACCCUGCGUUCGUUACCAACACAUCGUAAUUUGUUCUCUUGUUUAUUGGCAGGCAUAUUUACUGUUUGGAUUUGCUGCGCUGGUCGCUUUUCUGCUCCGCAUUUCGAAGAAUCGGUGGUAGGGCAUCCAUAAACUACUUACAAAUAAUUUGUCAUUAGACUCAAUCACUCGGAAUAUACCACUGUGCUUGAGACUC